GUCUAAAUCAGACAUACAAGCCUCUACUUCCUGGUAUUGGGCCUGUUUGAAUGGAAGCGUUCUAAAUUGCUUGAGUUUUUGUGUAUCUCAGGUAAAGGCUCACCCUUAAGUUCUCAUUGCACACUUCGAAGGCACAUAACAGAUUUGUUCCCUUUUUGACAUUACACCCUGAUUCAAGUUCUCUGAAGUACUAUCAAUUGGAAGAAGGGCAUGCAGGUCAUUCAAUGGACUAUUCUUCCUUUGGGAAUAAAAUUCAGUACUGGAUAGCCAGGCUACCGAGGGCAUGUCAGUUUAUGUUCGAGUAAGUUGAAUGUUUAUACUUCUUGAACCAGGGCUCCGGGCUAGUUUACCCCCAGUGGAUAAAGCACUUCACAGAUAAAAAGUUAAAUUGACCGUUGCACGAAUAUUCCUUUUCUUGUGCCAAAUUCUACAUUGGAUACUGUUUUUCAAUAGGAUGCGGCUUAUACAAAAACUAAACUGACUCUCAACACCAGAGCUCACCACUUGAUAGCUUCUAGCCUCUUUCACCUAGAAAUUUAUUGAUCUCAAGCUACUAGCAGCGCGUGAACAGGAUAUAUCAUCAUGAGUUGAUGUUGCUGUCAUUUUCAAUUGAACAUGUUUUUGUCCAUGGAUAUACAAAUAGGAGACCAUUAGAUGCAAAUACAGAAUGAUCUUUUCGAUGGUGGCUGAACAACCAACAAUGUGUUAAUUUCAGCCAACUAAAACAAACAGUUUCCUAAGAAGGUUUUAACCUUGGAAUUGUGGUGUUCCUUAUACAGACUCCGACGCACACUGAGAGAGCUUGUGAGCAUAAAUAUCUAAGCAACGGAAUAUCUACCUUGGGAAUAGCUUCAUGAAAAAUGCAUGGUCAAUCUCAAACAUCUCUCAUCACUCGGAAUACAAUAAACAAUUCAAACACUAUCGACCAAUGAGUAAUCACUCGUGUAUAUUUUUAGGUAUAUUUGUAAUUUCAUAAAAAAUUUCUAAAAGUACAUAAUGUUGUUCUCUGAUGAAAAUCAAUGAAAAGUUCAAUGAUGCACGGAAGGAUAGGCAUGGCUGUUCAUGUGCAUGAUUAUCACCAGUGAUUUAAUGUUGAAAACUUGUGACAAGAAUUUGCGAGGAUGAUACGCUAUAUGACUACAUUGUAUAUAUAAAUAAACUUACUAGGAUUAGUUUGGCAGUUUAUUCUAGGAUUAUAUCUUGACAGGAGAGACUAGUAUGAUACAUGGACUACUUGAUUACAACUCUUGGUUAUAACUAGCGAGGAUAGGCUUGGCAGUCCACCACAUGAUUAUAACUCUCGAUUAUAACUCGCAAGGAUAUGUUUGGCAGUUCACUUAUUAUAACUUCAUUGAUAGGCUCCCUGCCCUGAAUAUAACUUGAGAGGCAGUUACACGCUUAUAAUUGUCGUGCUUCAUUGUCUUUCCAAUUCAAUCACUGGGCUUAAGGAAGAGCUCUGGAGGAAGAAAGUGAUAUAAUGACACACGUUUAAGUUCAAUGAUAUAACACAAUGCUCGGCAGGUACGGAAAGCCAAAUGCCGAACCGUCUCAUCCGAAGAAAGAGCGGAGGAGUUUGAAGUACAAUGAGUCUCCAGUUAUUGGGAUAGGAUACGCGCGGCACUCAGAUAGUGUCACAUUGUCGGACGAAGACCAGUCGUCUGGCGGACUGGUAUCAAGACCUCAGUUUUCGUAUGGGCCGCACAGUGGUGAGAGUAAUUCAAAUUUGGGUUUUUCCAAAACAACGGCGCCAAACAAGGACGUCUCCGCUGAAUAUUCUUUUACGCCUUCGUCAUCUGAUUUCGAAUCAUCGACAUCAAGUUCAACAUUUUCGCGGAGAUACAGUUCAGGACAAACAACUUCUAGUCAUAGCCUAGCAAAUCAAACGGACAUGUUUCCAGACAAUGGUAACCCACUGGUAGCUGCGUUUAUCCACAGUGAGAAUACCGAGUCAAGCAUGAUGUCAUAUGGGGCGAAUGUGACAUCACAUCCCAGGUCUGACGUCACACUCAAGCAGUCGAAUUCACUGUAUUCGAUCGAAGGUGACUUUUCUGAUUCUCCCAAUGGGAUAUCAUCUGCAUUAUCAGAACCAGCGUUAUGUCGCAGUUCUCCAGAUGGAACCCCCACAAAACAUGACCCAGCACUUUACUGCUCAGAUGGGCUUUUAUAUGUGAGAAGGACGAUUUCCCUUAUUGGAAAUGAAAGGCAGACGUUCAUGCAUCAGAAUGACGCUGAUGAGAAUGAAGAUUUUUCAAAAUAUAUUGAAGAUGAUGACUAUUAUGUUCCAAGAUUGGCUGCGAGUUCAAGUGCAGUGAAGCGGAGGGUUAAUAGGAAGAAAGCAAACAGUCAAUACAGUCGGUCUUAUGAGCGCCAAGCUGAUGGUACAGCAGUCCUGAUUGCGACUCGGAGCAUGAAAGACAGGUUCUUUGGCUUCUUCAACAAGAAUAAGAAACAGACGCAGGCAGCUUCGGAGAAGCCUGUGAAAUUAGGUUCACUUGCAGAAAGGACGCACUUUGAGAGACCGUCAAGGCGAAACCCGUCUGGGCCUACUAUCCACAGCUUCACGUUUUCUGACACGAAAAUCGGUGGAGCUGAGUUGGCUAAGAGACGUGGAAAGCCUUCAGCUGUAACAAUGGGCAUUUCACCUCCCCAGGUUCCUGUGUAUCAGACAAAACAACAGACAAGUAACAUAAGUAGCGAAGUCAUAUUCAAAGCAAAGGAAAAGGGUGUGGCUAGGAUACAUGUUGACAACAGCAAGCGCGUUGGGAAGCAUUUUGAACCAGCUGUCUCUGAAAAUUUAGAGGAUGUUGGGAAGCUUUUUGAUUCAGAUGAAUCUGAAAAUUCCGGGAAUGUAUCCAAAACUAGUUCAGACGCGCCACUUUUGCCAUUUCGAAAUCGCGAUGGGUCCUUUCUGACUCUUGGAUCUGAUGGCAAUGUAUCUUCGUCAGUUACAAGUAAUGGGUUAAUGAGUUCGCCAAAUGUGUUCUUAGUUGAUGGGCAGUCAGGAGAGGGGAGUGUGAAGGCCGGGAAAAGGGAUUGGAAAUCUCAAACAUUUGACCUGUGGUGACUAUGGCCGGCUGUUGACCUUGGUGGUGUAGACGAGACAACUCUAUGACAAGAAGGUGGGGAUUCACAUGAUUAUCAGUGACAUCAUUAGUUAAUGAAGUACUAUAGGGAUUUCCAUCCAUGUGGCCAGGCUGAUGUAUGUGGAAGAAAUGGGUGGUUAACAAUGUAGUGAAAAGAGUAGAACGUAAUCCGACAAGUGGUACUUAUGAUAUUUUUGAUAUCGGUGUUAAACUUACAGGAAAAGCUGAAGUGGUCUAUUGGUUUUUAAAGCAGUUAAAAGUGCAUUUUUUGUAUAAUGUACAUGUAUAUACUGGCAGUCAGGAGGGUGUGAGCUAGAUCUAGACACCAUGUCUAUCUUGUGAUUCAGUUUUAUGGCAAAUAAGAUUUUCAAUCCAAAUACUCAUCAGGCAAUGCUGUCACUCUGGGGGGUCGGUCAAAGUAACUUAAUAACAUAAUAUUGAGAUAGGGUAUAUUUAUUUGUAA
Molecule: messenger RNA, 3546 nt
Organism: Lineus longissimus
Lineage: Eukaryota; Metazoa; Nemertea; Pilidiophora; Heteronemertea; Lineidae
Exons: 2
Coding region: 1511-3064 (517 amino acids)
Source: RefSeq, a predicted model, not a curated record